Messenger RNA from Rangifer tarandus platyrhynchus (Svalbard reindeer), 765 nucleotides. Lineage: Eukaryota; Metazoa; Chordata; Mammalia; Artiodactyla; Cervidae. The record is from the annotation of a GenBank genome assembly.
AUGCGUCCGAAGACAAAGAAGAGGCCCAAGAAUAGGGUGGUUUCCAAGAUGCAAGCUAAGGAACCACAGGACAAGAUACAUCAGCCUAUCAGCAAAGUAACUGAGCGGAACCGACUUAAAAUGGUAUUAAAACACUUGUCACUCUUGAAGCUGCUCAAAAGCUCGAACCCUCGGAUCCAAGAACUGUAUAACCUGGCCAGAAGGUGUUGGAAUUCACUGCUCAGGGUUCCAAAGAUCCUGGGGAUCUCCUCUGGGUACGACAACGUCUGGGAUGAAGUGGAACAAAAUAACAAAGCGCUCCAGGAGGAGGCUGGGUGUUCCUACCAGAAACUGGACUCCAAGAACUUCAAGCCCACAGGGGAGCCUGAGGAGUCUGAGGAGCCUGAGGAACGUGAGGGGCCGAGGCCCAGGGCACAGGAAGCUACGCCCACACAGAAAGAGGAGCAGAUGGAGCCUGAGGCCCCGACGGCAUCGCAGGGUCACGGCCUGACCACUGGUCCCGGAGCCCAGGCAGGGCAGCCACCCACUGGAGACCCCCGACUCAUCUUCCGGAAGACCCCCAAGGACAGAACUCCCAUGGAGGGUGCCAAACAGCCAGAAAGAGUGAAACAGCGGGUCUGGUUUGAGGGGCUGCCCACACGAGUCCACCUCCCAGGGCCCCGGGUGAUGUGCAGAUCCUCCGCCUUGCGCUGGGUCAAGCGCUGCUGCACCCGCUUCUGCUCGGCGUCACUGGAGAUGCCGAUGGUCCAUCUGUACAAGGUGUGA